Micropterus dolomieu (smallmouth bass) is the source of this 7192-nucleotide messenger RNA. RefSeq names its product F-actin-uncapping protein LRRC16A (gene carmil1). NCBI's taxonomy places the organism in Eukaryota, Metazoa, Chordata, Actinopteri, Centrarchiformes, Centrarchidae. The record is from RefSeq and is a predicted model, not a curated record. The coding region runs from base 392 to 4834 and encodes 1480 amino acids. Gene Ontology annotation, cellular component: plasma membrane; lamellipodium. Gene Ontology annotation, molecular function: protein binding. Gene Ontology annotation, biological process: cell migration; regulation of Arp2/3 complex-mediated actin nucleation. The transcript has 39 exons.
UGUGCGUGAAAGAAGAAGCGUGCUUGCGUGAGUUGUUGCCAAACACACACCGACUGUCUUCACUUUUGGAUGUAAGUGUCCUGCUGAAACCACUUUCAAAUCAAAGUUUGUACCCCGCCUGUCACCUACAGCCAGUGUAGCCUACUGCAGAGGUAAUGUGCGCGUGUGUGCGUGAGAUUGCGGUGCGUGGACAGGCAUGUAGGAAAGGAUGCAGACAGUAACAGUUAGGUAGGCAGGGUGUCGACAGGUGACCAGUGAGGAAAACGGGACUACACCUUCACAGCAGUUUGUCGCGUCCUCCGGUGGAACCAGCCGCUUUUCUCCUCGCUUUGACGCGCUUCUCCUGUCCUCAUCGCCGGACUCCACUUCUGUGUUUACCUCGGUAGAAGAAAUGUCGGAGGAAAAAACGGAUAUUCCCAAUGAACUGUUAGAGAGUGUGCGGGAGGCGGUGGGUCGGAGGGUGAAGCUGAUCCUGAAGCUCAAAGUCCAGCAGGAGGUCAAAGGUGACAAGGUGGAGAACAGAGUGCUGGCCUUGGCAUCACAUCGAGCCUAUCUGUUGACAGCGCGGGUUCCUUCCAAGGUUGAAAACUCCUUCAGCUACCUGGAUAUCCAGGGAAUCAGCAGCAACAAGCCCACUCAGUUGGUGUUGGAGUUCGAGCGCGGUCCAUGGAGCCUCCUGCUGGGCUCAGUGGAGGAAGUGGACGAGGUGAUCGCCUACAUCGGCAGCUGUCUGCACCAGAUCUGCCCCGCCGGCUCACCUGUAAAGAUGAUGAGGAAGUUGAGUUUGAAGCCCCCAGAGAGGACGGCGGCACUUCGGGCCAUCUGGGAGGAACAGAGCUCCGCAGAUCUGGGACCCUGCGGCGGUUUUUCUCAUCAGUACUGGUGUGUGUCUGAUUACCUGGGUCUGCCGUACAGAGAGGAGGUCCAGUGGGAUGUGGACACCAUCUAUCUCACUCAGGACACCAGAGAGCUCAACUUGCAGGACUUUAUUCACCUGGAGAACAGGGAUCUGGUAACGAUCAUCGCAGUUUUGGAGUACAACCAGUGGUUCACUAAACUCUCUGCCAAAGACUACAAACUGUCAACAGAUGUGUGCGACCAGAUCCUCAGAGUGGUGGCUCGAUCCAGCCGGCUAGAAGAGCUGGUGCUGGACAACGCUGGACUUAGAAGUGAUUUUGCUCAGAAACUGGCCAUCGCUCUGUCGCACAACCCCGCCUCCACGCUACACACACUCAACCUGAGCAACAACUCACUGGAGGACAAAGGUGUUUUUGUUCUAAGUGCUCAACUUGCCAAACUGCCCAUGGGUCUUAAGUCCCUGAACCUCUCCAGAACCUCCAUGUCUCCUAAAGGUGUGAACAGCCUCUGUCAGGCUCUCUGUGCCAACCCAGCUGUCACCUCCACCCUUACACACCUCGACCUGUCGGGAAACUCUCUCAGAGGCGACGACCUGCCGAAUCUGCACAACUUCCUGAGUCACUCGAACUGCCUGGAGACUCUGGAUCUGUCCAACAGUGACUGCUCUCUGGAGCAGGUGUGUGCGUCUCUGCUCAAAGGAUCUUUGAAGCAUCUUUCUGUCCUCAACAUGUCAAAGACGGUCUUCUCUCAAAGGAAGUGUAAAGAAAUCCCUUCCACCUUUAAGCAGUUCUUCAGCUGUGCUCAGGCUCUGAGCUCGGUCAGUCUGUCGGGGACCAGACUGCCUCUGGAGGCUCUGAAAGCAUUGUUGUUGGGGCUCGGCUGCAACCCGAACCUCAGUGACGUGUCUCUGGAUCUCAGUUGCUGUGAGCUGCGUUCAGGAGGCUCCCAGAUCUUAGAGGGUUGUGUUGCUGAAAUUCCCAACAUCUCCAGUCUGGACAUUUCUGACAAUGGUCUGGACAUGGAUCUGACCACCCUGCUGGUCUGGCUGGCCAAGAACCGCUCCAUCAGACACCUGUCACUGGGAAAAAACUUCAACAACAUCAAGUCCAAAAAUGUGGCUCAUGUCCUGAACAACCUCGUUCACAUGAUUCAAGAGGAGGAAUCACCGCUGACCUCGCUGUCCCUGGCUGAUUCCAAGCUGAAGGCCGACAUCUCCAUCGUCCUCAAUGCACUGGGCAGCAACACCUCUCUGACCAAACUGGACAUCAGUGGAAAUGCCAUGGGAGACAUGGGGGCCAAGAUGCUGGCCAAAGCCCUGCAGAUCAACACCAAACUCAGGACAGUAGUGUGGGACAGAAACAACAUCAGCCCUCAGGGUCUACAGGACGUCGCUGCUGCUUUGGAGAAAAACUAUACCAUUCGUUUCAUGCCUGUUCCCAUCAUGGAUGCUGCUCAGGCACUGAAGGCGAGCCCAGAGAAGACAGAGGAUGCCUUACUAAAGAUGGAGCAGUACCUGCUGAGGAACCAUGAGACGCGUAAAUACCUCCAGGAGCAGGCGUACAGGCUGCAGCAGGGAAUAGUCACCACCACCACACAACAGAUGAUGGACAUGAUGUGUGUGAAGGUGCAGGACCACCUGAACUCUCUGAGGUUCACAGAGAUCAACUCAGUCCAAGAGGACAUGAAGGUGGCGCAGAACCUCAUGAAAGAUGCCCGGAACUCCAAGACACUGCUCCCCAACCUGUACCACCUGAGGGGAGGGGGGUCUUUGGGAACAUAUGUUGGCGCCAUUCAGGACAAACUGGAGUCGAUGGCUGGAGAGGUGUCCAGAGUGAUGGACGAACAGCUGCAGACAAUGCUGGUGUCCAUGGUGGACUCUGCUGAGGGUCUGUGUCCUCACGUGAUGAAGAGGAGCAGCCUUCGCCAAGAGCUGCUGAAGGCUGGAUCGGGGAGAAUGACCAUUCCUCUCGGCUUCGUCACCAACACGCUGCUGGAGCAGUCCGGGGUCGACAUCAUCAACAAGAUCAGUGAAGUGAAGCUGAGCAUGGCAUCGCUUCUGUCUGAUCGCAUCGUGGAUGAGAUCCUGGAGUCUCUGUCCAGAUCCCAGCAUACUCUGGCCGACCAUCUGAUCAAGAAGCCACAGCCUCUGCUGCAUCAGGACCACCCGAUUGAGACGGAGGUUCUGGAUGAGAUUGUUCUGCAACCAGAGAACCACAACCAGGAACAGAAGGAAAGCCUUGACUGGAACCAGAAACAUGAGCUAGAGGAUAUGGACACCUGCAUGAUGAAUCCUAAAUCAAAGAGGAAGAGUAUUCUGGUCAGGAUGCUGCGCCCCGUCUCUGUGGCAUUUGAGCAGGAGUUUGACCUGGACAAGGCUCUGGAAGAGGUUCCUAUCCACGUUGAGGACCCCCCCAUUCCUCCAUCUCCUUCACAGCCAUUGGACAGAAUGUCGGCCUACUACAGCGACCUCCCGCCUCCUCCUACUCCACUGGACACAAAUACUGUCUGUUUGGGUGAGCUGCCGCCUGUGGAGCACAAGACACUGGAGAACUGCACCAAACACCGUCCAAAGCCAAAGAAGAGGACAAAACCCAGCCGACCACAUCUGGAAGCCGCACCAGAAGGGGCAGAGCAGAACAGCAUCAUGGGAAAGCUGGACGAGGGCUUAGAGGACUUCUUCUCCAAGAAAGUCAUUAAACUCAGCUUCAGACUUUCCUCUGUGAGAGGUCCAUCCUCCAGCGUGCAGGAAGCAGCAGAUAAGAAACGUGAAUCCAGGAAGAGCGGUUUCUUUAACCUUAUCAAAUCCAGGACGUCCCGCUCAGAGAAGAGCCACGGAGCCGCCUCCGUCACUCCACCCCACCCUGCCUCCUCCACCAAUACUCCACACCAUUCAUCUAUUAGCCCAGUGACUGAGGAACCAACGCCUCCAUCCCCCACUCCGCCUGUGAAAAACCCCGCCCCUGAGGUGGGGCCCCAUCAGGAGCUGCAACGGGCUAAAUCCUCAGAUCGCACGGAGUCUGAGAUGGAGGUCCCUCUGACUGCAGCUGAACCCGCUGAGGAGGAGAAGGAGAAGAAGAAUGUGGAGAAGAAGGAGAACCUGGAGAAGAAAGAGAAACCCCACAAUCCUCGCCACAUUGGGGUUCCUGUGAUGGGCAUGGACCUGCUGGCUGAGAUGAAGGCCAGACAGGAGAGAAUGGCUGUAAAGAAGUCUGCGUCACCAUCCGUGCAGGACAAGGUGGACGGUAACAAAGCCAAGUCAGACGUCCAUCCCGUUGCCCCAAGAGACGCUGAUGAGCCCAAACCAGAGCUGACUCCCAGGUCGAAACUGCCCUGUGUCGCCUCCAAACCACCACCAACCCAGCCCGCCAAAGUCCAGCUGGCAGCCCACACCUCUGGGCCCCUCACUCCUGCCAGUCCCACCAGUCCAAGGCCGAGCAGCACCCACGUCUCCGAUGGCUCUGCUGAGGCUCCAGCAGGCAGCUCGUCUGCCAAAGCACCAGUUCCUGCUCUUCGCCUGACUAGGACGCUGUCAGAGCAGGAGAGAGGGAGCGCUGGCAGCAACCCUGCAGGACCCCUGUCGCCACAGGACGUCUCGUCUGCCAAAGGACCACUUCCUGCUCUUCGCCUGACGAGGGCGAUGUCAGAGCAGGGGAGAGAGAGCACCAGCAGCAACCCUGCAGGACCCCUGUCGCCACAUGACGUUGAGUUGGAUGGUGAUGCGUUCGAGCCGCCCAGUGCAGAGGCUGAACCUGGUGCCGGUGGCAGACAGUGGUCGUCUCUAAAGAGAUCAGCCAGUCCUCUUGCUGUGAAGGGGGACGACCGAGAGCGAACCAAGUCCCUCCCCGCCUACGUGAAGCCUCUGCCUCUGGCAGACACAGAUCUCAGUCCAGCUGAGGAGAAGAUUCCAUCUCUGGCCGCUGAUAUCAAGUCUGACCACAAAUCCGAGGAUGACUCCGACGACACUCCGUCCGUCUGAUACCAGAUGUUUACAAUCUCUCAAAUCAUUCUCCACUAUACUCUACACCAGACGAGCUUUAAGGUCAAUCACAUACAUACGUUCAAAAGCAGGGACAGUGUAAUUUCUGUCUGUUUUUUUUUUUCACUAUUCCUGGUGAGGCACAUGUAAGUGGAGGGAACACUGUUAAGUGUUAUUCACGUGUCAUGUUGUGACCAGUGGAGCUUUCUGGAUGAGUCCCAGCUGUUGGCCAUAUGGACGCCAAAACAGCUCCAUUACCGUCUCUGUCAACAGCUCUAAUAGGACCAUAAAGAGCAGACCAGAUGGAUUUUAUCUGGUGCAGAGACAAUCUGGAGUUGCUUAGAUAACAAGGUCCAGCUAUAAAAAGCUCAGUUAGUCCAAAGCACUGAGGAGAAUGAGUCUGACUGUCUCAGUAGGUCCAGAUUGAAGCAGAUUGAUUUUACUGUAUUACUGUUCUGCAGGUGAACUAUAGCUGAUAAGUGACGUCUCCCAGCGUGUCCUCUGGAGAUAUGACUAUAAAUAUAAACAACUUCCGAAGUCUUUUCCAAGUCUUUUAUUCAUUCACUCCUUGUCAUAAAAAGUAAACUUAUCCUCAAAUUUAAAAAUGCCAAAGACAUUGAGGAACAAGAAAGUGUUACAAACCCAAGAGAGUUCAAGCUCUCUGCUGCUGUGGCCAGAGUGAACGUAAAGACUGAUUCAAGCUGAAACAAAUGAGUCGGAUCUUUGUUUUACCAAAUUUUUAUGUUAAUAAUAAUAAUAAUAAUAAUAGUGUGUGUGACUGCUAAUGAUGGCGACCUUAAAACUUCUGAAGGUUUUAAUACAUUUCUAGGAAACAGGUGAUGGGAAAUGUUACCUUGACCGUGCAUUGGAAUUGGCUGUAUGUAUAAAAAAAUCCAUAUAUAAUACUGUCAUAUCUUUUAAUUUUAUUAAAUAUAAAGCAAAUCGUUUUUUGUUGUUGAUAUUGCUUGCCUGGGUUUUGCGGGGUUGCUUUUGUAACAUUCAAGUCAUCUGCUUUUUCUGCAGCUUUCAAGGCUAAAAAGGCUAGUAAGUGGGCCUUGAUUUAAGAUUAUUUUGUCAAACUACUAUUUCCAAAAUCAAGAACACAUUUUAGUUUCAGUUCUACAGAAAUUUCUUACACUGUAAAAAAAUGCUUAAUCUGAAUUCUCCCCUCAAAACUUGUAACCUCUUGAAACAACCAAACAUGUUUCCUACAAGUUAAGAUUAUUCCUCUUGUUCCUGUUACAGAUAAUCUUAAUUCUGGUUGUUGAAAUGAGUCUUGUUAUGUUUCUUGAAGACAGAAUAAGAUUGUUGUUACAAAUUCUACAAAUUUCUUGACGGAGGAUCACUAGAACUACUCAGUUGUUGAAAUAAAGUAAAAUCAAGAUUUCUACAGUGUAGAAUCAGAACUGCCGAUUUAAAAACAAAACAAACAAAAAAACUUGCUUAAGUUAAAUGUUGUGUUCUUGUCAUUCGAACUUGUAAAUAUCGUUCAUGUCAACAUCCACAACAGAACAGCUCUGUUCCGAUAUAUCCUCAUCGGUGCCGUUCAGCGCCAGGAAAGGCAAAUGUCCUUCAUUUAGACCUAAUUUAAUGGAUAUGUUGCUUUAUUGUCGGAGUACUGUAUUUUUAAAUCUUACAGGUCCAACUCAGCAACCAUUCAGGCGUCUUGAGUUGUCUGGUGACAUGACCGUGUGUGCAAGUCGUUAACAUGGGAAUCCUUCCCGUAGCUACAGUCCAUCCGUGAUGUGCACACUGCAGAAACCUCAGUGGGUGGAGACAAAAAGAAGCAUUUCCAUUGUGGCUCCACCCACUGAGAUGUAAUUUAAUCAAUUAAAUUAUUUCUUUGCAAUAAAAAUACUGUGGUUUUCUUUCCACACUUUUCAACAUAAGUCAGUUUCUAUUUCCUCAGAUUCAUAUUUAACAUCUAACUCUGCUCUCAACACUGCUGCUGUAUCCUCACCUUUACACACGGCUUAUUACAUACUGAUUUCUAUUACGCAUGUACUGCUGCACUUACCCAUGCAAUAUGUAUCCGUGUAAAUAUGUAAAUAUGUACUAACAUUCCUGUGGGUUCUGUUUAUAAGAUAAAUGGGGUUUAUAUCCUUUUUAUGCUGUAUUAUGAUCAGCGAAACAUGCUGUUGAAUCUGCAUGGAUUUCCAUUUAUGAUACAUGGUGAUGGUUUUCAUUUUAUGGGAAAAUAUUUUUGUCAUUCAUUUUGAAAAAUUCAGCUUUUAAAAAAAAUCUUUUAUAAAUAAUGUGUUUUAUUGUUUACAUGCUAGUGGACCUACAAGCCUAGAAAUGUGACAUCAUAUUUCUGUAUUUGUAUGUUUAUACCAAUAAAUUCUGAUUUACUGUUCA